AUGGAUGGGAAAGUGCAAGGGAGGAUGGAUGGGAAUGUGGAGGAUGGAUGGGAAAGUGCAAGGAGGAUGGAUGGGAAAGUGCAAGGGAGGAUGGAUGGGAAAGUGCAAGGGAGGAUGGAUGGGAAUGUGCAAGGGAGGAUGGAUGGGAAAGUGCAAGGGAGGAUGGAUGGGAAUGUGCAAGGGAGGAUGGAUGGGAAUGUGCAAGGGAGGAUGGAUGGGAAUGUGCAAGGGAGGAUGGAUGGGAAAGUGCAAGGGAGGAUGGAUGGGAAUGUGCAAGGGAGGAUGGAUGGGAAUGUGCAAGGGAGGAUGGAUGGGAAUGUGCAAGGGAGGAUGGAUGGGAAUGUGCAAGGGAGGAUGGAUGGGAAUGUACAAGGGAGGAUGGAUGGGAAUGUGCAAGGGAGGAUGGAUGGGAAUGUGCAAGGAGGAUGGAUGGGAAUGUGCAAGGGAGGAUGGAUGGGAAUGCGCAAGGGAGGAUGGAUGGGAAUGUGCAAGGAGGAUGGUUGGGAAUGUGCAAGGGAGGAUGGAUGGGAAUGUGCAAGGAGGAUGGAUGGGAAUGUGCAAGGGAGGAUGGAUGGGAAUGUGCAAGGGAGGAUGGAUGGGAAUGUGCAAGGGAGGAUGGAUGGGAAUGUACAAGGGAGGAUGGAUGGGAAUGUGCAAGGGAGGAUGGAUGGGAAUGUGCAAGGAGGAUGGAUGGGAAUGUGCAAGGGAGGAUGGAUGGGAAUGCGCAAGGGAGGAUGGAUGGGAAUGAGGAUGGAUGGGAAUGUGCAAGGGAGGAUGGAUGGGAAUGUGCAAGGGAGGAUGGAUGGGAAUGUGCAAGGGAGGAUGGAUGGGAAUGUGCAAGGGAGGAUGGAUGGGAAUGUGCAAGGGAGGAUGGAUGGGAAUGUACAAGGGAGGAUGGAUGGGAAUGUGCAAGGGAGGAUGGAUGGGAAUGUGCAAGGAGGAUGGAUGGGAAUGUGCAAGGGAGGAUGGAUGGGAAUGCGCAAGGGAGGAUGGAUGGGAAUGUGCAAGGAGGAUGGUUGGGAAUGUGCAAGGGAGGAUGGAUGGGAAUGUGCAAGGAGGAUGGAUGGGAAUGUGCAAGGGAGGAUGGAUGGGAAUGUGCAAGGGAGGAUGGAUGGGAAUGUGCAAGGGAGGAUGGAUGGGAAUGUGCAAGGGAGGAUGGAUGGGAAUGUACAAGGGAGGAUGGAUGGGAAUGUGCAAGGGAGGAUGGAUGGGAAUGUGCAAGGAGGAUGGAUGGGAAUGUGCAAGGGAGGAUGGAUGGGAAUGCGCAAGGGAGGAUGGAUGGGAAUGUGCAAGGAGGAUGGAUGGGAAUGUGCAAGGGAGGAUGGAUGGGAAAGUGCAAGGAGGAUGGAUGGGAAAGUGCAAGGAGGAUGGAUGGGAAUGUGCAAGGGAGGAUGGAUGGGAAAGUGCAAGGAGGAUGGAUGGGAAUGUGCAACGGAGGAUGGAUGGGAAUGUGCAAAGGAGGAUGGAUGGGAAUGUGCAAGGGAGGAUGGAUGGGAAUGUGCAAGGGAGGAUGGAUGGGAAUGUGCAAGGGAGGAUGGAUGGGAAUGUGCAAGGGAGGAUGGAUGGGAAUGUGCAAGGGAGGAUGGAUGGGAAUGUGCAAGGAGGAUGGAUGGGAAUGUGCAAGGGAGGAUGGAUGGGAAUGUGCAAGGGAGGAUGGAUGGGAAUGUGCAAGGGAGGAUGGAUGGGAAUGUGCAAGGGAGGAAGGAUGGGAAUGAGCAAGGGAGGAUUGAUGGGAAUGAGCAAGGGAGGAUGGAUGGGAAAGUGCAAGGAGGAUGGAUGGGAAUGUGCAAGGAGGAUGGAUAG
Closterium sp. NIES-65 is the source of this 1803-nucleotide messenger RNA. The record is from the annotation of a GenBank genome assembly. NCBI's taxonomy places the organism in Eukaryota, Viridiplantae, Streptophyta, Zygnematophyceae, Desmidiales, Closteriaceae.